This is a messenger RNA of Hippocampus comes (tiger tail seahorse), 1380 nucleotides long. Its product is annotated as serine/threonine-protein kinase DCLK3-like. The coding region runs from base 303 to 1373 and encodes 356 amino acids. The record is from RefSeq and is a predicted model, not a curated record. Gene Ontology annotation, biological process: intracellular signal transduction. Lineage: Eukaryota; Metazoa; Chordata; Actinopteri; Syngnathiformes; Syngnathidae. The transcript is spliced from 3 exons.
GUAAUGGAAAAAAAAAAAUCUCAAAUCUGAUCAGGAUGAUUUGUUGUUGAGGAUUUUAAGUAUUGAGUAGAGAUACUCAGUCACUUUACAGAGGUACAAUAAAACAGACAAAGCAGCGAAAGCAGACAACUAUUAUAAAAACUCAUAAGAACAUUUUUAAAAAAUGUGCAAGUGAUCAUCAAACAUUAAAAACAAUUUUGGAGAGCUGAGUUUUGAGGGUUUUUUUUUUUAAGGUGGGGUGGUCAACUCCGGAUUUUUGGAUCUUUUUGAAAGUUCAGUCCUUGAGGCUUUAACUGAGUGACAUGAAAUUUGUUCAGCAUGUCUAUUAUGAGGAGCACCACAAAAAAAUCUCAGGAAGCAAUGCCUGUAAAGACACGGGACAUCAGCCAUUUUGGUUCCGAGGGUCCUUUCAAAACCGGAUUUCCCAAAACUGCAGCAGUCCUAAUACCGUACAUUCCUUUGUUUUAGCAGCCCUCUGCCCUUCUUUGAAGCGUACGGGCGGUGGUACGGGUGCUGCUGCGCCUCCUCUACCGCCACCCCUCUGGCACGCUCGCCACCACCCAGGACAGAUCCGGGGGGCGGCCCCUCACCUGCCGCUCUUCCACGGGCGACACGCAGAAGAGAGCGCCGAGCGACCCCGUCUGGUCACGGUCGUGCAUCCUAGUCCAAGCGCACCGCGGAAGGUGACGGUGCUUUUAAACCGCAGGGGCGUGGUCUCCUUUGAGCAGCUCCUACUGGACGUCUCGGAAGCGCUCGGGUUUCCUCGUUGGCACCGAUCCCGAGUGACUCGCCUCUACACGGCUUUUGCCCGAGAGGUGAAGAGCGUUGGCGAAUUCUUCCACAGCGACACAGCCCUCUUGGCGCUCGGCAAAGGCCGCCCGGAGCUGAACGCCCUGCACGAGGCGCUGGAGGAACUGUUCCCGGAGCAGUCCCGCUACCGGGCCGAAGCACUCCUGGUCUGGGAGAAGAAGCUCCGACCGGGGCCAGAUAAAGCCGCUAAGGCAGACAGCGGCUACAGUGAGGGGAUGGAGCACAAGGUUGCCACGGAAGAUAGACCGCCACCCGAGACGGAGAAGUUGAGUAAAGGCGCGUCCAGGAAAGCAGCUCAUCAUCCAAACCACCUGCAGAAGCUCCGCGUAAGGGGCAGGGUCUACGAGGAGAUGCCACCUGCCAUUGGUCAAUUUCAACAAGAGCAAGAGAUGGACUUUGCUCCUCUGUGUGAAAACUGCUUGGCGAGAAGAGCCAAGCGUCCAAGUCCGGAGUGGAACAAUCCGUUUUCAAGAAGGGCCCCAUUGCCUCCCGUGCGCAGGAAACAAAUGGGAAGUUCACCCCAAGGUUGGAAGAGUUUUGUAUUAUAUGUAUUAUGCUUUUAACUUUAUA